Molecule: messenger RNA, 1014 nt
Organism: Helobdella robusta
Lineage: Eukaryota; Metazoa; Annelida; Clitellata; Rhynchobdellida; Glossiphoniidae
Exons: 4
Coding region: 1-1014 (337 amino acids)
Molecular function (GO): monooxygenase activity; iron ion binding; heme binding
Source: RefSeq, a predicted model, not a curated record
AUGAUACCUGGCCCAAGCGGGUUGCCGUUUUUCGGUUGCGCGUUUCAGCUGGAUCGGAAGAAACCGUUUGAAACUUUUAUGAAUUGGGCCGGGACGUACGGAGAGGUUUGUUUGGUUACACUGUUCGCCAGGAAAAUACUGUUACUUAGUAGUAGCAAGGUAUUGGAAGAGGCGUUGAUAACCCGGGGCAAAGAUUUCUCGGGCCGCCCUGCCCUCUUCUACAGGGCAAAGUUCAUGUCAGACGGGCACGAAGACAUCGUAUCGACGUCACCCUGCCCAGUCUGGAAAGUUCUCCGCAAGGGGCUCCAGCGAGAGAUGAAGAAAUACGACCCGAGCCAGCGCAGGAUCGAAUCCAUAAUAAACCUAAUUCUGGAUGAGUUGAUUAAGGAGUUGGCGGAUACGAACGGCGUCCCGAUUGAUCCCAGAGAGGCAAUUUUCACAUCCCUUAUCAACAUAAAUUGUCUCUUCAUGAUCGGCAAUAAAUUGGAUUACGGAGGUGAGAAACUGGAGAAGGUGAAAUCGUUGGUUACCAUCGUGUCAACUGUGAUGAAUAUAGGUGGAGAGGGAACGGAGUUAUAUUUUUUUCCAUGGUUGAGAUUUUUUGGGAAUAAAACUUUUGCGAAAAUUGUGAAAGCUAAAGAGUUGAGAAACGAUGUCUACAACUGGAUGCUUCAGAAGAUGAAACAUGAUUUGGAGUGCAACACUGGCGAAGAAGGGAUCAUGCAUUUUUUUUACAAACUCAUCUUGAAGAACCAAGACCUUCUGCGUGAUGACCACCUCAAGCUAGUUAUGACAAACUUGCUAAUAAGGGGUACCGCCUCAUUCAACUGUUAUUUUUACUUCCUCGUCAACAUUCUGGCUCAUUACCCCAACGUUCAGGAACUUAUCCACAGAGAAAUUGUCAAUGUCAUAGGUCACGGUAAAAGUCGGAGACCCAGUUUGACCGACAGACCCAAAAUGCCUUACACCAGAGCCACUAUAUGUGAAAUUUUCAGGUUCAUAAAAAUUGUUUAA